This is a messenger RNA of Eucalyptus grandis, 979 nucleotides long. RefSeq names its product probable aquaporin NIP-type. Gene Ontology annotation, biological process: transmembrane transport. The record is from RefSeq and is a predicted model, not a curated record. Gene Ontology annotation, molecular function: channel activity. Bases 1 to 846 code for a protein of 281 amino acids. The transcript has 5 exons. Lineage: Eukaryota; Viridiplantae; Streptophyta; Magnoliopsida; Myrtales; Myrtaceae. Gene Ontology annotation, cellular component: membrane.
AUGGCGACGAGGGUCAACGAAGUUCAGGAGUCGGAGAUUUCGAGCAUGGAGGACGGCGGAGCCACCUCUGCCGAGCACACCUCCGGCGGCUUCAUUGGCUGCUGUCGUCGCCGCUGGUCGUCGCCACCGGGCAAAAGGUUCUUGAUAGCGGAGGUGAUCGGCACAUACUUCGUCGUCUUCGCCGGCUGUGGCUCCGUCGCCGUGAACAAGAUCUACGGGCAAGUGACGUUCCCGGGGAUAUGCGUGACGUGGGGGCUCGUCGUCAUGGUCAUGAUCUACACGGUCGGGCACAUCUCCGGCGCCCACUUCAACCCAGCCGUCACCAUCACCCUCGCCGCGUUCCGGCGGUUUCCGUUUUGGGAGGUUCCACUGUACAUAGCAGCUCAGCUCACGGGAUCGAUACUCGCGAGCGCCACGCUCGCCGGAAUCUUGGAGGUGACUCCUAACGCCUUCUUCGGGACGGUACCGGCUGGAUCCAGCGGCCAAUCCCUAAUGGUCGAGAUCAUCAUCACCUUCCUCUUGAUGUUCGUCAUCUCCGGCGUCACGACCGACAAUAGAGCGAGAGGAGAACUUGGAGGAAUCGCCGUAGGGAUGACAAUAAUGCUGAAUGUCUUCGUCGGUGGACAGGUAUCGGGAGCUUCGAUGAAUCCGGUGAGGAGCCUCGGACCGGCCAUCGUGAAGCACACAUACACGGGGAUCUGGGUGUACGUGGUCGGGCCGAUCGUAGGAGCCCUGGCCGGGGCGUUCGCGUACAAUCUAAUCCGGUUCACGGACAAGCCGCUCCGGGACAUCGCCAAGAGCAACGCCCUCCUCCGGACCAUCUCCAUGAGCAACACCAGCCCAUGAGAAGAUCGGGAAGAGCAUGCAAGCCAAGCGAUCCGGUCCCGUGCCCUCCGCUUCAUUAGCUUGUUUCAUAUUCGUCUCGUUAUUUUCUCUUAGAACACGAACUGAGAAGUUAAACUUUUUAGGUGACUUUAGU